UUUAUUGAUUCAUCAACAUAACAACUAAAAACAUAAACACACAACAAACCACACUACACAUACACAAAUAUGUCAAAAACAAGGUCCUAAUAAUGCUAGACACAUAUAAAUUCGUCCAAUAUAUAGUGACACAUAUAAAUCCAUCCACCAACGACUACAGUGCGAGAUGAGAGCAGUGUUACCAAGACCAGCACCUAUGGUGAAUGGAUGAUGGCCAUGCCCCGUGGCAGAGGGGUAAGGAAUAGGAAGGAGGCUCUUGACAAGGCCGACGAGGGGAGGCAGGAUAACAUCACAACGGUGGUCUGUAAUCCAGCUACGGGCUCACGUUUUGAUGUGCUCAUGGAUGAAGAUGACAACACCAUGAAUGAUUCAAGCACGGGCCAUGUCGGGGCUCAACAAACUGAGGUAGAAAGGAAAGACAAAGGGAGUGCGGGAGAAUCGGGUACUGAAGGGGUUCCCAUCAAUCCGUCAGAGACACAAACUAAGACCGCCAAUCUUGUGGUGCAUCUAGCUGAACUGCCUGCGGGAGCUGAGCAAAGCACCGUGCUUCGUAGCAGGACAAAUGAUCAUAGGGAGGGCGGUGCAGCCCCGACUUUGAGCACAAAAGGCAAUUUAAAGAAAGGAGGGCAUCAACAUAAGGAGCCUAUGGAACGACGGAAUGAUGGAGACAAAAACAAGAAACAAAAUCAACCUUAAAAGAUGGUCAUUGCAUCGGAAAAGGAGUACCAAAGUGGGACGUCAAAGCCAAUCAGGGAUACUAAAAAUGGCGCGGGGAGCCUAUCCCCUUACGGUCAUAAAUGAAGCUAUUGAGC
Messenger RNA from Linum trigynum, 812 nucleotides. NCBI's taxonomy places the organism in Eukaryota, Viridiplantae, Streptophyta, Magnoliopsida, Malpighiales, Linaceae. The record is from the annotation of a GenBank genome assembly.